AUGGCACUUUCCCGGCCCGACAGCCUGGCCUUCUCGCGAAGUGCGCGCCCGGCCUUUGCGGCUUCGCCCGUCUCGCCCGCCGGCGUGUCGCAGACGCCUUCGACAUUCCUGUUUGUGGAUGCCGGAACCACGCAGAGUCGAGAGCAGAGACGCCAGAUCCGCGCUCAAGUCAUGUUCGCCACCCACGAGGCCAGACGGCGCCGAGGGAUGAAAGGCAGCGAGGACCCUGAAAAGGCGCAGAAAGACCGCCACGUCCGUAGAACCGAGAGUCCGCUACAAGACGCCAGUGUGAUGCACGAAGACCCGUUCGACUCUUUGCCGGUCAAGGCCUUCCCGGGAAUGCAUAACCUCAUCUUUUACCACUUCGACGUCUAUCCUGAGUCCUUACCAUUCGUCGACGACCCGUUCGUGACUAGGAAGCAGAACACAAAGGCAAGACGGAGCAACACAGUCUGGGACGUAAUGUCCUCCGGGGAGACAUCGUUCCUCGUGCUCCUCGCGGAAAUGGCACGAUUGUUCAACUCGACCAAGCCCAGUGCAAAGUGGCGGGUAUGCCAGCUCAAGCUCCGGGGCAAAGCACUGCAAUCAGUCCGGGAGGGCCUAUCAUCAUCAAAUCACUCCGACUCCUACAUUGCCGCCGUAGCAGGCAUGCAAGGCGGAGCGAGCAUAGUCGGCGACGGCAAGACGGCGCGCGCGCACCUCGACGGCCUCCGCGAGCUCGUCCGCCUCCGCGGCGGCAUCCACACCUUCUCGCACGUCGCCCGCCGCAUCAUCGUCUGGGUCGACCUCUACGUCUGCGCCACCCACCAGCUCCUCCCCGCCAUCCCCCCCACCCCGCUCGCCCCCUCGACCAUCGGCCUCGACGACGACGACGACGACGACGACGACGACAACACCAACAACCCCACCCCCUCACCGCCACCCUCCCCCUUCCCCCCCGCCUUCCUCGCCCUCGUCGCCACCGCCCGCGCCCGCACCCUCGCCCGCCUCCCGCCCCCGCCGACGUAUACGUCCACCAACCAGCCCGGCUGCUGCGUCGGCGUCAAUGGCGCCGACGCCGUCCCAGUCGUCGUCGACGGCCCCCUCACGCGCAUCUUCCACGCCCUCCACCUCGUCGGCGCCGCCAACUCGCCCGCCUGGGUCGACGCGCUCAUGGCCCCCGGCCCCACGCGCGACGCCGUGGCGUCCGUGUUGGAUGGCGCGGCGCAUGCGGUGUUGGUGGAGUUGGCGAAGGGGAGGCGGGCUGAUAAUGGGGGGGAGGAUGGGGGGGAGGAUGGGGGGAACUGGGUGGGGGGGGACUGGGAGGGGGAUAAUGGUUGUGGUUGGGGUGGUGGUUGUGGUGGCAUUGCUGGGGAGGAGGACGCGGGAGGGGUCGAUGCUGCGGGCCAUCGCUGGUUGCGCGGCGUGCUGCUGCAUGCGGCGCAUGUCUAUCUGCGCGCGUCGCUGUGUCAACUGCCGCCUGCGGCGCCGAUCAACGUGCUGUUUCUUGAGCGGCUGUGGCGCGCGUUGGAUGCUAGGGCUGGGGAGGGGGUGGCUGAUAGGAGGGAAGAGGAGGAGGAAGAUGGAGGAUGUGAUGGUGGUGGUGUUUGUAGCGAUGGUGAGGGCCUGCGUGGGAAUUUGGCUAGGUGUGAGGGGGUAGAAGACGGCGCGGUGUGGGCGUUGGCUGUCGGCUGGUAUCUGGCAGAUAGGGUGACUACGGCGGCGCGGACCGGGAGCGACGGCUUCCGCAUGGCGGCGAGGGCGGGUGUCCUGCUGGCGUGGUUCGAAGACCGGAUUGCGGACUGUUUGCUGGUGUUCGAUGCGCGGGGAGAAGAGGGGACGGAGCGGGCGGCGAGGGCGGUGGCGGAUUUCCCGGGGACGGAUGAGUUCAGGAGGGAGUGGCAUAGGUUGCUGUUGCAGGAGAGGUUUCGUGAGCGGAGUGAGUCGUUGGGCUCUGAGUAG
Messenger RNA from Diplodia corticola, 1941 nucleotides. RefSeq lists its product as uncharacterized. The transcript is spliced from 4 exons. The record is from RefSeq and is a predicted model, not a curated record. NCBI's taxonomy places the organism in Eukaryota, Fungi, Ascomycota, Dothideomycetes, Botryosphaeriales, Botryosphaeriaceae. Bases 1 to 1941 code for a protein of 646 amino acids.